Molecule: messenger RNA, 2566 nt
Organism: Paramormyrops kingsleyae
Lineage: Eukaryota; Metazoa; Chordata; Actinopteri; Osteoglossiformes; Mormyridae
Product: putative nuclease HARBI1
Source: RefSeq, a predicted model, not a curated record
UUUAGCACGCGCAGCCAGUGACGUGGGGGAGUAACAGUAGGCUUGUAUAUCUAUCGAUAACCGAAUAUUAACAGGGUUUACAAAGUGAAAAAAGCGACAAAGAGCAAACGCGCCCACGGGCUCAGACUUCGAAAUAUCAUAAGUAGAAUUAUUUUAGGAGACUCUGUUCAGUUCUUUAGAUUUUUCAUAUUAAUAUUUCAUGUGUCCAGUUUUCUCUGUGUUUUGCAGUAGUGGCUUUUACCUGAAGGAUUCACAUGAAACAAAUAAGUAAACAAGUAAUAAAAAAAAGCAGUAAAGAAAAAAUUUAUGACAAAUAUUAAACAGAUUUUGUCUUAAUGUCGCUCAUUAAAUUUCUCAUCAUCAUUCUUCAGAAGUCUGGCAUCAUUAUAAAAUGUUCCCGGAGAACCUGUACCAGACAAUUCGUAGGUCUAUACUAGAAAUUAAUUGUAUCCUGGGUACUUUCUGCUUAGGAACAAGUAUUUUUGUAAGAAAAAAAUUAAAUUCCGGGUGAUAACUAGACCCGACUGUGCCAGAGCCCGUUUUCUCCGCUUGUGACUGCGACCUCGGCGCGUCAAUCCUACGUCAUUUCUGCAGAAUUCGCUUUACGGACUCGGGCUUCAGUGGUGUGUUUGUAAAAUGUCACACGCUGCUGCCGUUUGGUUUUGUGUUCACGAUGAUAUCGAAUCGGAUCGCAGUACUACGGGGAAUAUAUUAGAUUAUUUUGACGAUGAAUUCAUCUUCAGAACCUUACACCUCAGCAGAUUCGCCGUUAGUUUUAUUAUUGACUGUGUAAGAACUCGUCUGGAGCGUUUUGCCGAACGGUCUCUUCCCGUCGAUCAUUUGGUCCUUGCUGCCCUAUGUUUCUAUGCAAAUGGUUUUUUACAUAAUGAAAUAGCCGACACCAUUGGGAACAGUCAUGUUUUUUUGAAUACAGCUGUGGAAACUGUGUCAAAAGUCUUGUCAACCAUGCUCGACGAAUUCAUCACAUUUCCAAGCAGUCUCAAUGAUCGAGUCCUGGUGGCGCAGGAACUGCAGAAGUUGCACGGCAUCCCCAAUGUAGUUGGGGUGCUGGGAUGCAUGCACAUUCGGGUAAAACCUGGCAAACGGGAGAGAAUGCUAUACAUGAACGGUAUGGGCUAUUUCUCCAUCAUGUCUCAAAUGGUUUGUGACUCUCAGAGUAACCUGCUAAGCGUGGAGACCCAGUGGCCAGGAAGCACGUCAGAGCAAAGUAUUUGGGAGAAUUCAAAAAUAUGCCAGCAGUUCAAAAGUGGCAAGCAUGGGCAUAGUUUGCUCGUGGGUGCCAACUGUUACUCUUUGAGUAAGCAUGUCCUGCCUCCCCUGAGCCGUGCCAGUAAUCCAGCAUCAGUGCAUUACGAUGAAUCACACUUCAAGAUCCAGAGCAUUAUUCAGAAAACCUUUGGUGCUUUGAAGAUGCGAUUUCAAUGCCUGGAGAAUUUAGGACACAUUCAGAAGGAUGUUUCUCACAAAACAGCAGAAGUCAUUCAUGCCUGCUGUGUUUUGCACAAUAUUGCUAAGAAGUUCUCUGUACCACUGCCUGGAGAACCUGGACCAGAGCCAUUGCAUCAUGGGAUCAGCCGGGAGGAAAUCAAUCAGAUGUUCACCUGUUCCUCUUUAGGGAGGACAUGAUCACAACCUGUUUCUCCCACCAUUCAGGUGCUCUCUCACAGCCCCUGGAGGAUUAAUCUGGGAGCACAGAUCAGUGCAGUUCCUACAGAUGCAGUGGUAUUACGCUUUUGAUUUUUUAAAUUAAGCUUCUAUUUUUAUAUUUUCAUUUGAAAUCCAAUUUAGUUUUCACAUUUGGUGUGUUUUUAUUAGUUAUUUUAAACAUGUAUUUGUCUUAAUUCUUCCAGUUAGUUUUGGAAGCAGUAUUUAUUUUCCUUUAGUUGUUUGUUUUUGUGUCUUAUUUCCGUUUACAAAAAUGCUCUGUAUAGAAAGUGCAGCAUCGUGUUCCGUUCUAAGAUGGACGUUCUAGGGGUCAGUUCCUCUGGGGUGCUGAACAUAUUGAUUUGAAACGAGUUGAAUAAUAGAGUGGGGGAUUUAUCAGAAUAGUAACUAGAAUAGUGGAACAGACCCCAAAAUGCAGUGGUUUUGGCCUGAAGAAGGAAGCUGACACAUUGGGGAGAUGCAGGUACCAGAACGUAGUGUGUGCUCUCUGUCACCCCCUAGUGGGGGUAAGAAGACACUGCAUUAUAUUAUUAAUACAAUCCCCUGAGUGAACAUGCACACCACUUCUUGUUCAGGCAUUUUAAUAGUUGGUAUGAGGUUUACCUGGUUGUGCCAGGCUCCAUGGGGUACACCCUGUGUAAGCUACCAGUCCAUCACUGGGCACAUACAUGCAGACAGUGGCCCUCAGAAUUGCACACUAAACAUUUUCGACAUGCCAGUGUGUCUAACUGCACACCCCCCGUUUAGAUGCAAAACAUUGAAUAAAUGCACAGCACUGUAUAGUCAGGGCAAGGAUAUGUUUGGUUUUUUUGUACCGUUGCAUUAAAAUUGUACUUUGCUCCUGGAAUGUUCUAAUUAAAGUUUUUUUUUUUUUCCUGUC